AUGUUCUGCUGGAGCUUUCUCCAAGGCCACACCACCACCCUGCGCUUGCCCAACCAUGACUCUGUUCCUUACUGGCUGGGCAUCGGGAUCCCUCAGGGAAGUCCGCUCUCCCCGAUCCUAUUCCUCUUGUUCAUCUCUGGGCUCCUCGAGGUGCUUGAUAGGAACAGCAACCUCCACGACAUCAACGCCGAGUGCUACCCAUUUGGCUACGUCGACGACCACUACCUCGUGGUAAUAUCUCCCGACUACGAGACCAACUGCAGGGCCUUUGAGCGCAUGACAGAAGUCCUGAAGCGUUGGGCAGACGAGAACAAGGUCGUCUUCAACCCGAAAAAGUACGUGGUGAUGCACUUCCGGCGGCCGCGGUCCAGAGACAAGCGGAGCCAGGAGCGAAACGCGCUCAGGGAAAAGAGGUCAAAAGGAAGGGCAAAUAAGUCGAAAGGAGGGCCAAAAGCCGUUGCUAAAGACCACGACAACGACAACAACAACGACGACGAUGAGCCAACCACAUUCUCACCCAUAUCCGACGAGAUCCCCCGCAUUGACGGGGUGCACGGUAAGAUGAGAACGAUGUGGCGUAUGGGGGGCGCGACUUGGGGGAUAUCUCUCGUCCACAUGAGGCAGUGGUACCUGACCACGGUCCGCCCCAUGAUCACGUAUGGCUGCCAGGCGUGGUUCCUCCCGCCCGCGGCGAAAAAUCUCAAGUGGCGGCUGACUCAAAAGCUGAUGGCGCAGCUCGAGUCGCUGCAGUAUCAAUGCCUACUCCAAGUAUCAGGCGCCAUGCGAAACACGCCCCGCCAUAUGCUCCUAAAGGAGCUCGGCAUCCCGAGCCUAGAAGUCUACAUGACGUCGCUGGUUAUGAAGCAUGCCGCUUAUAUGAUCAACACGCCCGAGCAUUCGGAGUUGGAGCGGAUUCGCCAGCUCCCCAUGUAUAAAAAGUGUUGCUACCGUGCUCAUCCUUUCCACUGCCUAUUCACAUACGCCGCGAUACUAAGGCAUUGUGCUAGGGAAGAAUGGCUGCUAUCGAAAUUCCCUGGCAGCAAUGGAGGCCUGGGAAGGAAACAGACAAAGAAAGCCAUCUCGAAUUACUUCUCGCGGAUGGAAGACGCCCAGGCCAGCAGCGAGUGGGCAGACUAUGCCAAGGCUCAUCGACAUAUCAACCACCCCCUCUACAAGGAAAAAUGGAGCGGGAAGAACUUCCAACUAUACAGGGGAAUGGACCGCCGUACAAGCACCAUGCUCUUGCACUGCCGCACCAACUGCAUUGGGCUCCGCUGGCACUUGCACAAGAGGUUUAAUAUCACCAACGAUGAGGUCCCCGAUGAGAAGUGCCCCUGCGACGGCGGCCCACACACGCCACACCACCUCUUUGUGGAGUGCGCGAACCUAGCAGAGGCGAGGAUCCCGCUCAAAGCCCAGCUCAGAGCCCAGCUCAAUGGCCGCCUGGAUACUUUGACCCUCUGGACUUCCCUCGGUCGUGCCGGGCCCGCAGCAGUGUUGUCGCAGUGGGCCAUCGAGAAUUUUGCCCGCAGGCGCGAGCCUUGA
This is a messenger RNA of Clonostachys rhizophaga, 1545 nucleotides long. Lineage: Eukaryota; Fungi; Ascomycota; Sordariomycetes; Hypocreales; Bionectriaceae. The record is from the annotation of a GenBank genome assembly.